Molecule: messenger RNA, 993 nt
Organism: Cadophora gregata
Lineage: Eukaryota; Fungi; Ascomycota; Leotiomycetes; Helotiales; Ploettnerulaceae
Exons: 3
Coding region: 202-993 (263 amino acids)
Source: RefSeq, a predicted model, not a curated record
GCUUGCAGUGUGCAUAUGCAGGCUACUCAUCAACAGGAGAUAGUGGAACCACAAACAUUACCUGUCAGACCUUGGUUUUGACUACCAUUCUACUUCAAUCUGGCGUCAACAUCUAAUUUCUGGGCUUGAGACGGUGACAUUAUUCCACGGCACCGACAUUGCGACUGCUUAAAACUUGACCAGCACUGUUGUUCAGCAAACAUGGACGAUACUAAGCCACAGUACGAUGCUAUUCAAGGUCCUUAUGAUUAUAUUCGUACAGCAUCAAUUGCGCUUAUUGAGCGUGAGAAUGUCUCUGACGCUGUAGCGCCAUUCAUCAAAGAUGCGCAGGUUCUAGAACUCGCCUGCGGCUCAGGUUUCUAUACCUACAGCUUCCUCUCCUGGGGUGCCCAGUCAAUUCUCGGAGUCGACAUCUCAUCCGUCAUGAUCUCCUCAGCACUCCAACCCUCACAAGCAGAUAAAGUAUCCUUCAUCCAAGCAGACUGCUCCAUUCCCGCUGCCUACCCAGGUGGCCCAUUCGAUAUUGUCUUCGGAGCCUGGCUCCUCAACUACGCACCCGAUCGUGCGAGUCUGGUCAACAUGUUCCGUAACGUCGCUUUGAAUCUCAAAGAUGGUGGACGUUUCGUGUCAAUCACUGUCCCACCAUCGUCUAAUCCGAUUGACUCGAUGAACGCCGAGAAGGAUGCAAGACCAUUACCUGCUGGUUCUGGGUAUCUUUUUUAUGAACAUUUGGAGGAUGUGGAAGAUGGGAUUUAUUUCAAUGUGCAUGGAGAGACGCCGGUAGGGGACUUUGACUUCAAGUGCUAUCAUCUGAAGAAAGAGGUGUAUGAGGAGGCAGCGAGAGAGGCGGGUUUGAAGGGAGCGUUGGAAUGGAGUGUUACAAAGGUUCCGGAGAGGUACUUCGAAGGGAAGGGGGAGGGUGGGGCCAGUAUGGAGGAGUUGGAGACGUACAAGACGAUUCCGAAUUAUGGCUUGAUGAUCAUCACGAAGUAG